Molecule: messenger RNA, 3645 nt
Organism: Solea senegalensis (Senegalese sole)
Lineage: Eukaryota; Metazoa; Chordata; Actinopteri; Pleuronectiformes; Soleidae
Gene: pold1
Product: polymerase (DNA directed), delta 1, catalytic subunit
Exons: 27
Coding region: 163-3480 (1105 amino acids)
Biological process (GO): nucleotide-excision repair, DNA gap filling; base-excision repair, gap-filling; DNA-templated DNA replication
Cellular component (GO): delta DNA polymerase complex
Molecular function (GO): DNA-directed DNA polymerase activity; nucleotide binding; DNA binding
Source: RefSeq, a predicted model, not a curated record
AAUUGUCCAAUCCUUUAGCGUUGCGCACAGGAACAGAGCGGAACUUUGCCGCCGCGCGCUCUCUCUGGUGAAAGUUCACAAAUUGAAGACGAGUGGCGGGAGCUGUUGUCAGUGUACUGCUGCAGUGAAGACGUGGGUUUUUGUCAGUUUUUUUUUGUAGGCAUGGAUUUUAAAAGACGCAAUGGUGGCCCGUUUAAGGGUGGCGCGUCUCAGGCCAAACGGGGUAAAACAACCAGUGAAUGGGAAGACAGUCCAUCACAGUUUGAAGAGGAAUUGCUGAUGCUUGACGAAGCUGAGAUGGAGGCAGAGGAUAUGGAAGGACAGGCAGGCCACGACGUUAUUCCUGUUGGUGACCUCUUCUCAGCAAACCUUAACCCUCGAUGGCAACGACCUAAUGCCCCUUCACUGAAGCCGUCAUCUGAUACAUUGGUGUUUCAGCAGAUUGAUCUGGACUAUUAUUUAGAUUUUGCAGUGGCGGGCAUGCCGGGCCAAUCACAGGGAAAAGUCCCGAUCAUUCGUAUGUUUGGGGUGACCGACAGCGGCAACAGCGUUUGUUGUCAUGUCCAUGGUUUUGCACCUUACUUCUAUGUUCCUGCACCAAGUGGUUUCACGUCUGAUUACUUGGGUGAAUUUAAAAGAGAACUGAACUCUGCCGUGCUGAAGGACAUGCGCUCCAAUAAAGACAACAUCUCCAUCACAGUGUUGGCUGUGGACAUCACUCACAAAGAGAGCAUGUAUGGUUACCACGGUAAACGCAAUCUGGUUUUCUUGCGGAUUACCAUGGCGAUGCCUCGUCUCAUUGCCCCUGCUAAGAGGCUACUGGAGCAAGGCAUCAAAUUCGGACCUUUCCCCAUCCAGAGUUAUCAAUCCUUUGAGGCUAAUAUAGACUUUGAAAUCAGGUUUAUGGUAGACAGUGAUGUGGUGGGAUGCUGCUGGAUUGAACUUCCUAAAGGCAAAUACAGAGUGCGAGAGGAGAAGAGCAUGGGGGAAACAAAUUCCCGGUACCCAGGAAAGGUGUCCUUGUGUCAGUAUGAGGUGGAUGUGGGGUGGACAGAUUUGAUCAGUCACCCAGCAGAAGGAGAUUGGCAGAGGAUUGCACCACUCAGGGUCCUCAGCUUUGACAUCGAGUGUGCAGGAAGGAAAGGAAUCUUCCCAGAGGCAGAUAAAGAUCCUGUGAUUCAGAUUGCUUCUAUGGUGCAGCGUCAGGGUGAGAUGGAACCCUUCAUUCGCACUGUGUUCACCCUCCAGUCGUGCGCCGGCAUCGUGGGCUCUCAGAUAUUAUGCUUCACGCAGGAGAAACAGCUUCUGCAGAGCUGGGCAGAGUUUUUGAGGACGGUGGACCCAGACAUCAUCACUGGAUAUAACAUUCAAAACUUUGACUUUCCCUACCUGAUCAACAGAGCAGCUGCUUUAAAGGUGAAUCUGUUUCCAUACUUGGGCCGAGUGCGAGGGAUCAAGUCAGUCUUGCGAGACCUGAACAUCCAGAGCAAGCAGAUGGGCCGAAGAGAGAACAAGAUCAUAAAUAUGGAGGGCCGGGUUCAGUUUGAUUUGCUCCAGGUUCUCCUCCGGGACUAUAAACUGCGCUCAUACACGCUGAACGCUGUGAGUUUCCACUUCCUGCAAGAACAGAAGGAAGACGUGCAGCACUCCAUCAUCACUGAUCUGCAGAAUGGCAACGAACAGACUCGCAGACGUUUAGCUGUAUACUGCCUGAAGGAUGCCUACCUCCCACUGCGUCUGCUGCAGAAGCUGAUGUGUGUGAUUAACUAUAUGGAGAUGGCCAGAGUGACGGGCGUGCCUCUCACAUACCUGCUGUCAAGAGGACAGCAAAUCAAAGUGGUCUCCCAGUUGCUGCGACAGGCCAUGAAACAGGACCUGGUCAUGCCUGUUGUAAAGACAGAGGGUGGAGAGGACUACACAGGAGCAACCGUCAUUGAGCCAGAGAAAGGGUACUACAGUGUUCCCAUUGCCACCCUGGAUUUCUCGUCCUUGUAUCCAUCCAUCAUGAUGGCGCACAACCUGUGCUACACCACCCUACUGCAGAAGGGCUCAGCGGAGAAAUUAGGUCUUUCAUCAGAGGACUUCAUCAAAACUCCGACUGGGGAUCAGUUUGUGAAGAGUUCAGUGAGGAAAGGACUUCUACCCGAAAUCCUGGAGAACCUGCUGUCUGCCAGAAAGAGGGCUAAAACAGAGCUGAAGAAGGAAACUGACCCUUUCAAGCAGCAGGUGCUGGACGGCCGUCAGCUGGCCCUGAAAAUCAGUGCUAACUCUGUGUAUGGCUUCACCGGGGCCCAGGUGGGCAAGCUGCCCUGCCUGGAGAUCUCCCAAAGCGUCACAGGUUUUGGAAGGCAGAUGAUUGAACAAACCAAACAGCUGGUGGAGUCCAGGUACACCAUUGCCAAUGGUUACCAAGGUGACGCCAAGGUCAUCUAUGGGGACACAGACUCUGUCAUGGUGAAGCUUGGAGUAGCGACGGUAAAGGAGGCCAUGGAUGUCGGGAAGGAGGCCGCAGAGUGGGUGUCGUCACAUUUCACUCCACCUAUCAAACUGGAGUUUGAGAAGGUGUACUAUCCAUACCUACUGAUCAACAAGAAGCGCUACGCUGGCCUGUAUUUCUCCUCCAGUCAAGACACACACGACAAGAUGGACUGUAAAGGCAUCGAGACUGUCCGCCGAGACAACUGCCCUCUGGUGGCUAACCUUAUCGGCACCUGUCUGCAGAGAGUCCUCAUAGACAGGGAUCCCCAGGGUGCAGUGGCUCACGCCAAAGAAAUAAUCUCAGACCUUCUUUGCAAUCGCAUUGACAUCAGCCAGCUGGUCAUCACAAAGGAGCUAACGCGCACUGCCCAGGAGUACGCUGGCAAACAGGCACACGUGGAGCUGGCAGAGAGGAUGAGGAAGAGGGAUGCAGGCAGCGCCCCCAACCUGGGAGAUCGAGUUCCCUACGUCAUCAUCAAGGCUGCAAAGGGAGCAGCAGCUUACACCAAGUCAGAGGACCCGAUCUAUGUGCUGGAGAACAACAUUCCCAUUGACACUCAAUAUUAUCUGGAACAGCAACUGUCCAAGCCACUGCUGAGAAUAUUUGAGCCGAUCCUGGGAGAAAGCAAGGCAGAGAGCAUUCUGCUCAAGGGUGAUCACACGCGUUGCAAGACUGUACUGACCUCAAAAGUCGGGGGCCUCAUGGCAUUUGCUCAGAAGAGAAGCACCUGUAUCGGCUGCAAAGCUGUGCUGAAGACCGACACGGCGGUGUGUGACUUCUGUAAGAAAAAGGAGUCUGAACUGUACCAAAAGGAGAUCUUUCACUUGAACGCACUCGAAGAACGGUUUUCCCGUCUGUGGACUCAGUGUCAGCGUUGUCAGGGCUCCCUUCAUGAGGAUGUGCUCUGUACCAGCCGGGACUGUCCCAUUUUCUACAUGAGAAAGAAAGUUCAGAAAGAUUUGGAUGACCAGAGCAAGCUGGUGUCUCGUUUUGGGUGGUGAGAAAGAGGCGUAGAACUCUUUCCCUUUGUACCCCAUUGCUUUUCCUCCUCACUUUGUCUUUUGGUGCUUGUAAAAAUGCAAAUAUCACACUAUUUUUUAUAUUUUCUAAUGAAUAAGCUGGGUAGUAUCUUUUUGUAAAAUAAAUAAAUCACUCACUUGACUGCA